GCCCAGGCGGUAACCCUAACAGGGCUCAGGCUUUCAGAGUGGCGUUUGAAUUCUGGCAGGCUGCCAAGGAAGAAAAAGAGAAGCGAGUGAAGUCAGGUUCAGACGGAGAGGGAGCCAGCAACUCCCAGUCGGACAGCUCGGCCAGCCUGGGCAGCCUGAAGGGAGGAGAGGUAGCCACGGGAAAACUUCUGGAUUUGGCAGAGGGAGCCAACGUGGCGCUGGUCCACUCAGGAACAAAGCAGACCGACUCGGAUCCCUUUAUGGUGCAUAAUCACGAAACAGAGAACAACAAUACUGUAUGGGAGUUGGAGGACGGUCUGGACGAGGCUUUCUCAAGACUCGCUGAGUCUCGCACUAACCCCCAGGUCCUGGACAUUGGGGUAAACCCUCAGGACUUCAACACUGAAGAGUGCCUGUCCCCAGGCAAAUGGGACCAAGAGGACUCAGAGUUCCCUGCACAAAAAGACACUUUUGGGUUCUAAUGUGAAGCCUCUGCCAAGAAGGGAAAACGGAGAAAGACGAGGGGAAAUGGUGGAAACUGGAGAAGUGACAAAACGAACAUUUAUGGCAUCAGUAAGGUUUCCCGUCUUCUCCUUGCUGCCAAGUCCUCUCAGUGCUGCUGUCUAGUGGCUCUCUGAUGCUCCUGGAUCCACACAACCACAGAAGGACAACAUGAGCAGGGUUCUCACGAAAAGGCCAAAGCAAUACAAACCAAUUUAUCCCUUUUCUAUGAAAAAACAUGCAGUCAUUUAAUGUUUGUUACAGUCAGUGUAUUACUUCCUUUUUUGUGUAUGUUUACCUGUUCACUGUUUGUAAUGUGUUUGUGGUAUGUGCUUGUGUACAUUGUGUUAAAGAAAGUGUAUGUUUGUGUAUGUGUGCGGAUGUAUAGUAUAUAAAUGUACAAGGUGAGAUAUGAGAACUAUGACGUGAGUUACGUUUGGAACAGCUCAUCAAGGGAAAGGUCAUCAAGGGUACUGUCACAUAUUUGAUUUACUUAGAGAUGGAGAAACUGGAUUAGAGGGAAAAGUCAGCAAUGAACCAGUUCCCAUAAAGUUACUACCUAUGUGCUUCAAGAAUUCAGCCUUUUUCUGGGCUAAGCUUUAAAAAAAAAUUGUGUGUAUGUUUUGAUCAAAGAGUGUUUGUGUGAAAGUGAAAAAGAACAAAAUGACAAUCUUUUUUUUUUUUUUCUAUUGCAAAAUCUAUUUUUGCACUCAACAUUCAUCCAUUUUUAAAAAGCACAUAUUUCAUAUAAGGGAAUUUUAAUGUCCAUACGCAUCAAACUUAUUUUCCAGGCUUAUAUACAGUGCCUCUAUUCAAACUCCCACUUGGACUGGUUCAUGCUUUAUUGUUUUACAACUUAGAAUCACAGGAGCAUUCCUGAUGUUGUAUUCACUGUGAUGUUGACUACAGUCUUGUACAUCUCAAGAUUUCCCAACGUUGUAGAGAACUGUGAAGCCCCCUAUAUCACCACAUUUCAAAGAAAGCCAGUCAUGUUUCCCACUCUGGCUCAUUGACAAGACUUUGAUGGGAAGGGAAGUCCAGAGUUGUUUUGUCUUCACUUCAACAAUACAGUCUCUUUUUUUUUGACCAUGUCAGUAAGUUUCAUUAAUCAACUGUGAUUCAGUGUUGGAGCAAUAAAACAUGAAGUCCAAGGGUGUGAAUGUGUUAUAGCGGCACUGUACCGCUGUAUGUUAAAUUAUAUUGUUGCGUUGACUUUGCUAGUUUAUUAUUUUUUUCCCGGGGAGUGUUCCCAGUGUUAUUUUUGCAGUUUGUUUGUGUAUGAAUUUAAUUUAAUUCAUUAAAUAACAUAAAUUUCAAUCAAAGUGAAA
Molecule: messenger RNA, 1829 nt
Organism: Micropterus salmoides (largemouth bass)
Lineage: Eukaryota; Metazoa; Chordata; Actinopteri; Centrarchiformes; Centrarchidae
Product: low density lipoprotein receptor adapter protein 1-B-like
Exons: 5
Source: RefSeq, a predicted model, not a curated record